GGCACGUAGCCUAUCGUUAUGGUGCGAGCUCAACGGAGUCCUAAUUUUUUUUUUUUUUUGAAUUGACAAAAUUCAAAAUGUUUCAAAGCACGUUGCCGAAUCCACCCCUCUCUCUCGUUUACUAACAUGGUCCACGCUCAAGAUGUCCCCAUUGCCGUCAUUGGCGGAUCCGGUCUUUACCACCUCGACAACCUCGAAGUUAUUGAGGAAGUUAACCCUGAGACUCCCUGGGGAUUUCCCAGCGACAAAAUUAUCAUUGCUCGCUCUCCCUCCGGAUGCAAAAUCGCCUUCUUGGCUCGCCAUGGCCGCGGUCAUUACCUCACUCCCUCCGAGGUACCUAGCCGUGCUAACAUUGCCGCUUUGAAGCAUCUCGGUGUUAAGGCCAUCCUUGCUUUCUCCGCCGUCGGUUCCCUUCGUGAGGAAAUCCCCCCCUGCGACUUCGUUCUGCCUGAUCAGGUCAUCGACAGAACUAAGGGAAUCCGCCCAUCCACAUUCUUUGGUGAAGGUCUUGUUGCUCAUGCUAUGUUCGCUGACCCCUUCCACGCCGGUUUGGCCGAUCUUGUCUAUGCCCAGCGUGAAAUUCUUGACUUUGGAGCUAAGAUCCACAAGAACAAGACAGCCGUCUGCAUGGAGGGACCUGCUUUCUCUACCCGCGCUGAGUCACACAUGUACCGCGCUUGGGGUGCUGAUAUCAUCAACAUGUCUGCUUUGCCCGAAGCCAAGCUUGCUCGUGAAGCUGAAAUCGACUACCAAAUGGUUUGCAUGUCCACUGAUUACGACUGCUGGAGAGUUGAAGAGGAGGCUGUUACCGUAGAAACUGUUAUGCAAAACAUGGUCAACAACGGUUCCAAUGCUAAGAAGCUUCUCUUGGCUGUGUUGCCUUCCUUGGAGGAGGCCGUUAGCAAGGAUGCCUUGUUGCCCAACUACAAGGGUUCCAUGAAGUUCUCUGGCAUGACUGCUUCCGAGAAGAGAUCCCCUGAAACCGUCAAGAAGUUGGAAUAUAUUCUUCCCGGUUACUACUCAUAGAUUGUAUCAUUAAUUAGACUACUGCGAGAAUAAAGAUGCCAAUAACUGUAUAUCCGUAUCUUCCAUAGCAGCUGACAAUUGCAUCGUUGAUAGAGCCUUUCUAUGAAUGAGUGUUAUGAGAUAAGCAUAUACAAACGUUGUUUGUCCAAUC
Messenger RNA from Umbelopsis ramanniana AG, 1177 nucleotides. RefSeq lists its product as uncharacterized. The transcript has 2 exons. Gene Ontology annotation, biological process: nucleoside metabolic process. The record is from RefSeq and is a predicted model, not a curated record. Gene Ontology annotation, molecular function: S-methyl-5-thioadenosine phosphorylase activity. Gene Ontology annotation, cellular component: cytosol. Bases 127 to 1026 code for a protein of 299 amino acids. NCBI's taxonomy places the organism in Eukaryota, Fungi, Mucoromycota, Umbelopsidomycetes, Umbelopsidales, Umbelopsidaceae.